Rodentolepis nana is the source of this 297-nucleotide messenger RNA. The record is from the annotation of a GenBank genome assembly. Lineage: Eukaryota; Metazoa; Platyhelminthes; Cestoda; Cyclophyllidea; Hymenolepididae.
AUGACCUUGCUCGAGCUAUGGUCAUCAUCGGUCUUCCAUAUCCAAACCGGUGGCCAACGUUUUUGUGAAGCACUUUGCAUGCUUUCUGUGAACCAGGCAAUCGGAUGUUCAAUUCGAUAUGAAAACAACUAUGCAAUUGUUUUCCUAAUGGAUCAACGCCUCAUUAAUAAUCGACGCCUGCGUCAACUAUUACCGUCUUGGGCCCAGAUCGCCUUCAAACCUCUUUUUUCUCACUUUGAGACUUUGAAGCUGGAAACGGUGGCAUUUUUCGCAAGAACUUUAAUUGAUGCAAGUUAG